This is a messenger RNA of Quercus lobata, 1756 nucleotides long. Its product is annotated as probable amidase At4g34880. Lineage: Eukaryota; Viridiplantae; Streptophyta; Magnoliopsida; Fagales; Fagaceae. Bases 52 to 1608 code for a protein of 518 amino acids. The transcript has 5 exons. The record is from RefSeq and is a predicted model, not a curated record.
UCACACUUUAAAAAACAAGCACGGAUUUGGAAUACUCUCAGCGACUUGACCAUGACUUCCAUGGCUACCAAAUUUUCACCACUGUGCUUCACUGUCUUCUCAUCCCUGCUCCUGAUUCUUCUAGCCACAACAUCAUACAGUGCCCAAGCCAUCAAGGCCGCCCAUGGCUUCUCAUCAAUCAAAGAAGCCACCGUGCAUGAUAUCCAGCUAGCUUUCAAGCAAAACCAACUCAGCUCCAGGAAACUCGUUGAGCUUUACCUUAAACAAAUAAGCAGACUCAACCCAGUUCUUAAGGGUGUCCUAGAAGUGAACCCAGAUGCACUAUACCAAGCUGAUAAAGCUGACCAUGAGCGCAAGUUUAAAGCACAUGGGUCACUCUCUCCAUUGCAUGGCAUUCCCAUUUUGCUCAAAGAUAACAUUGCAACCAAGGAUAAGCUGAACACCACGGCCGGCUCAUAUGCACUGCUUGGCUCAGUUGUGCCACGCGAUGCUGGUGUUGUAACCAAGUUGAGAAAAGCCGGGGCCAUCAUAUUGGGGAAGGCCACUUUGAGCGAGUGGGCUCAUUAUAGGUUUAAUGCUGCACAUGAUGGCUGGAACGCAAGAAAAGGACGAGGGAAGAGUCCUUAUACAAUGGGAGAUCCUUGUGGGUCAAGUAGUGGGUCAGCAAUAUCAGUAGCAGCAAAUAUGGCAGCGGUGUCACUAGGGACCGAGACUGAUGGCUCUAUUUUAUGUCCGUCCAGUAAUAACUUGGUAGUGGGCAUCAAACCAACCGUUGGUCUGACUAGUCGAGCUGGUGUCAUACCAAUCUCACAAAGACAAGAUAGUGUGGGGCCCAUUUGUAGAACAGUAGCAGAUGCUGUUUAUGUUCUUGAUGCCAUUGUUGGCAUUGACCACUACGACAAUGCAACAGUUGAAACAUCACGAUACAUUCCAAAAGGUGGCUAUGCACAAUUUCUGAAGACCAAUGGGCUCCGCACGAAGAGAGUGGGGAUAGUGAGGAACCUCUGCAUUUUUGGGAAUGAUGCUGUUAUUGCUCAAAUUUUUGAGCAACAUCUUAAAACACUAAGGAAACAAGGCACCAUUUUGGUAGACAAUCUGGAAAUAACCAAUAUUGGCGAAAUAUGUAGCAAUGAAGACAUUGCAUUGGCGGCUGAGUUUAAAAUAUAUAUUAAUGCAUACCUAAAGGAGCUAGUGGUUUCCCCAGUCCGUUCCUUAGCUGAUUUGAUUGCCUUCAACAAGAAAAACUCAAAAUUGGAGAGGUUAGAUUAUGGACAAGACCUGUUUAUCAAAGCUGAAAAAACAAAUGGAAUUGGCAAUGCAGAGAAGGCGGCGCUGGUGAAUUUAGCAAAACUAACUAGAGAAGGUUUUGUGAAGUUGAUGACAAAAAAUAAGCUAGAUGCAUUAGUGACUACUGGCAGUAGUGUUUCAUCUAUCCUUGCAAUUGGGGGUUUCCCUGGAGUAAUUGUCCCUGCAGGAUAUGACUCUGAUGGGGUACCAUUUGGCUUAAGCUUUGGAGGACUAAAGGGAUCGGAACCAAAGCUGAUUGAGAUCGCCUAUGGAUUUGAGCAAGCAACAGAGAUCAGGAAGCCUCCUAAAUUUAAAUUUUAAAGGCUCUAUUGCAUCACCACAACCUCUAUUCUAAUUUAUAUGACUUGUAUUAAUAUCUAAUUAUCAUGAAGCAAGAUUUGCGUUUGAAGCUAGUAGCAAUAUAUAUUCUGCAAAACUAAAGAUAAAAAUAAAAGUAGCGUUAACUUCA